AAUGGAGACUAACGGCCUUACCGAUGAUGAGACCAUGAGCCGACCUCUAAAAAGGCUCAUAGGUCUUUCUGCAGCGCCAUGCAGAACAAAUGCCCUCAACUUGAACGAUCAACUCAGCACUGAUUGAAAUCCCACUGCACAUAAAGUGUCUGAUCCAGCGGUGGACGGCACACAAUUCUUUUUUAUCGUGAGCCAGCCAGCCUGCCUUGCGCCUUGCUCUCAUUCUUGAAUUUGCUUAGCCUCAGUCACAUUCCAUACAAUGAAAACGGUGGUAUUGCUAGCGUCGGUGGCGGCCGUGCAGUCGGCGGGCCUCGAGACGUACUUGCCCAAGUCGCUUUUCCAGUCCGUUUUUCCCAAAGCGUUGCCCAUCUACUCGUACGAGAAGAUGAUCGCCGUGUCCAAGAUUUACCCCGCAUUUGCCAACACGGGCAACGUCGACGUCGACAAGCGCGAAGUCGCGGCCUUUCUAGGGCAAAUCGCGCACGAGUCGGGGUACUUGCAAUACGUGGAAGAAAUCAACAAGUCCACUAUGUGCGAGGCAUCGGCCGACUACCCGUGUGCCCCGGGCAAGCAAUACUUUGGUCGGGGGCCGAUCCAGUUGUCGUGGAACUACAACUACAAAGACUUUGGCAUUGCUGCGGGCAAAGAUCUGGUGGCGAACCCCGAUCUGGUGGCGCAAGACCUCUGGCUAGUGUGGUGGAGCGCGUACUGGUUCUGGAACGUGGACAAGUGGAACGGCAACAUCCACGACGUGGUGGGACAACCGGGGGGGUUUGCGUACACCACGUACAUUAUCAACGGGGGCUUGGAAUGUGGCCCGAACCCGGCCAACAAGGAGUCGGAGAAGUCCCGCAUCGCCAAUUACAUCAAGUUUGCCAACUUGCUCGGCGUAGCCCCAGGCGAUAACUUGUCCUGCCAGACCAGUGCCUUCCCCCCAAGCACUCUGUGGCCCAAGCCCGUGACCACCGAGACUCCCCCCCUCUACGACCAAGACCGUCACCACAUCUACCCCAACCACGACCAAGACCAUCGUCACCCCCACGACCAAGCCCAUCGUUACCCUCACGACGACCCCCUGCCGUCCAACCAGUGCAAUGGCAACCGCAACGUCUGCUUCUGGCCACUUAAUCAACAAGUGCUGCCUUAUGCCAAGGCCCACUGCCAACUCUUUCUUUGGUCUGUGUGGUGUGAUUAAAUGCGAUUACUUUGUGUGUGUCGUUUGAAUGAGCUUAUGCUAGCUUCAUCAAUACUAGUUGAAACGUUACCGUAAAACACGAGUCUACUAGAUUUCUCUAUGUGGUGGCAUUUACGAAAUAUGCUAUCAAAGCGUGGCAUUCCGG
Messenger RNA from Aphanomyces astaci, 1340 nucleotides. RefSeq lists its product as hypothetical. The transcript has a single exon. The record is from RefSeq and is a predicted model, not a curated record. The coding region runs from base 260 to 1195 and encodes 311 amino acids. Gene Ontology annotation, biological process: chitin catabolic process; cell wall macromolecule catabolic process. Lineage: Eukaryota; Oomycota; Saprolegniomycetes; Saprolegniales; Verrucalvaceae. Gene Ontology annotation, molecular function: chitinase activity.